AUGAACGACGCCGCGCCAAAUGGCCAUCUGGAGGUCGUCGAAUUCUUGCAUCACGAGCGGUCGGAAGGGUACGACCCCCAGACGCUGCGGCUGGCGAUUGGGAGAGGACAUCUAGAGAUUGUGAAUCCAGCUAAGACCAUGGCGUGGCAGGUGAAGGGCACUCUCCCGUCGACGACUUCGUUGGUCAUGUUUGAGUACUUGGCGCUCGAGGCUAUAGAGUACUUGACUAUCCAUUCGAAUGGGUUCUGGUCCAACGCGAGCAGUGCAGUACAGAUGGCUCGAUCUGGUCCAGAAGAAUGGGUCUCGUGA
This is a messenger RNA of Aphanomyces astaci, 309 nucleotides long. RefSeq lists its product as hypothetical. NCBI's taxonomy places the organism in Eukaryota, Oomycota, Saprolegniomycetes, Saprolegniales, Verrucalvaceae. The transcript is spliced from 2 exons. The coding region runs from base 1 to 309 and encodes 102 amino acids. The record is from RefSeq and is a predicted model, not a curated record.